AUUUACUGCCGACCCAGUGUUUUGCAACACAAAACACGGCCACGGAUCGGAAAUAACAUUAUUACUGUAAGUCACUGUAAGUUUUUAAUUCCUGCCUGUAUGGAAUAACGUUUGGGAUUUUUUUAACACGUUAGAGUGCAGAUUGGUGCUCUGUAAUGCAUCAUGGGUAAUCUCUUUGGGAAGAAGAAGAGCCGAGUCACGGAACAAGACAAGGCAGUUCUGCAACUGAAGGAACAGAGAGACAAACUGAAGCAAUACCAGAGGAAGAUUGAGGCCAAUUUGAUGAGGGAGCGACAGGUUGCCAAGACGCUCCUACGCGAUGGAAAGAAGGAGAAAGCCAAGGUGUUACUGAAGAAGAAGCGGUACCAGGAGCAGGUGCUGAGCAAGACAGACAACCAGCUGAGUAACCUAGAGCAGCUGGUGCAAGAGAUUGAGUUUGCGCAGGUGGAGGCCAGGGUCAUAGAGGGACUCAAGACGGGCAACGAAUGCCUCAAGAAAAUGCACCAGAUGAUGUCAUUCGAAGAUGUGGAGCGAAUCAUGGAGGAAACACAAGAGGGUAUUGAGUACCAGAGAGAAAUUGAUGAGCUCUUAGCAGGUGGUUUAACCGAGGAUGAUGAGGCAGCGGUCCUGGAGGAGUUAGCACAGCUAACAGGAGUAGAGGAGGCAGGGAACCAGCUCGAGCAACUACCAGACGUGCCGAUGGACAAACUUCCCGAGAUCGAACAAGAGGAAAGGAGGAAAGAAAGAACUGAAGAACGGGAGAUGGUCCUGGCAUCCUGAGAAACAUCACCGAUCAGUAUCAUGUAUUAUAUAUAUAAUAAUUCGUAGUGUUUUUAUACGCAUGAAAUAAACAUUAUGUAGAGACCCAUUAUAAGGGGAACUGUCUACUGUUAAAGGACUAUAAUUAUCCUGGGGCAGUGGCUGUGAUAAUACCCAGUCUCUAUACAAGGGCGGAUCCAGAACACAAUUUUUUGGGGGGCCAAAAAAAAAUGUGUGUCUCCCAAAAAGUGGGUCAAAAAAUUAUAGCGUGGGGUUUGGGGCCCGCUUAAG
Patiria miniata (bat star) is the source of this 1050-nucleotide messenger RNA. RefSeq names its product charged multivesicular body protein 6-A-like (gene chmp6). Gene Ontology annotation, cellular component: multivesicular body; ESCRT III complex. The transcript is spliced from 7 exons. Bases 163 to 780 code for a protein of 205 amino acids. Lineage: Eukaryota; Metazoa; Echinodermata; Asteroidea; Valvatida; Asterinidae. Gene Ontology annotation, biological process: vesicle budding from membrane; late endosome to vacuole transport via multivesicular body sorting pathway. The record is from RefSeq and is a predicted model, not a curated record.